CGGGAUCCGUGUUUUGCAUCGCUCCUCAAUUUGCAUUUCUCCCUCAGAUUGUUCCGUGCGUCGCGUUCAGCCGCUCGAGACCAGCGGGCGCUCCUCGAGCUCUCUGUUGAACGUGCGCCUCCAUUUCCAAAAGCAUUACGCGCAGAGAAAGAAAGAAAGAAAGAAAGGAGAAAAAAAAUCUGGACAUUUUUUUAAAAAUAAUGUUGCCGAAGCUUCUCGAGCUGGGAAAUUGAGGACAUUUUGAUUUACUGUUAUUAUUAUUUCUGUUGCGUAUCUACCUACAGGAGACAGACACGUGUCUUCUGGGUAAACAGAAAAAGGGCUAGAUCGUGUCAGCAUUGUGUUUUUCUUCUUCCAUCCUCUUUUGUUUCUUUACACACCGACUCGAGUUGAAGCUGUUUUUGGCGACGGAGCUUUUUUCCAUUCCAGUUUUGUUGUGCGCCUUUGGUGAUAAUAAAGAAGAAGACGCAUAUUAUUUGGAGAUGUCGGAAGUGCUGCCUUUCAACGAAGAGAAAAUGAGUCAUUAUGGAAAUGAGGGCGACGAGGGACACCUUUCCUUCACCUGUCGUCUUCAAGACACCAACAACUUCUUCAAUGGAUCACAGAACAAACGUCCGCCGAAGCUCGGACAGAUAGGAAGGAGCAAACGGGUUGUGAUUGAGGAUGAGAAUGGCGACAACGAAGCGAAAAAUGGAACAGAGAAGACCCCGGCAGAGGCUUAGAGCGCUUGGCUCAGCACCCCCAUCCCUACCCCUACCCAAACCCCCACCUAAAAGACACUCUUGAAAUUUUUUAUGGCGAUAUUUACCAGUUUUAAUCCAAAGACACUGUAUAUAAGCACUUUCUCUCAUGUGGCAGCAAGCAGCACUUCCACGCCCUCCUCUCCCAGUCAGUCAUGGCCAUCCGGGUGACACACACUGCUGGCAGGCAGGGGCGGGAGACGGCAGCGAAGGAAGACCCCCAGGUGGACCCCCCCACCCCCUGACACACACACACACACACACUCAGACAAACAAACACACCCUCGAUUGCAGGGUUUCGCCAUAAAUCCAAAAGAAGACAACAAGAGGGGGGGAACGAGGCGAAGGAAGGAGGCGAAGGAAGGAGGCGACGCUGUCGAGAUGCAGAAAUCAGGGACAGGAUACAGAAAUAAAUCUCUAAUAUAAAAACUAAAGCACACACUUCUCCUAUAUCUUAUCAAUCAAACCUAUGGUACCAUUCUUUCUGCUCUUCAUUUUUGAUCGAGGGCGAAUGAAUAACAGAGUUUGUAAAUAUGGAAAGGGUAGCCCAUAUUUUCUUGCACAAAAAGUGGGAAACUGGUUUGUUCUCUGUGUUGAAGACUUUAUUUAUUGAUCCUUUGGAAUAUGUCUUUUGCAGCGACUUAAGGCCCGAGGGAGUGUCCUUUUGUAUGUCGAGAAAACUUCGAGUGAAUGGGAGUGACAUUUUUGUUUUUCACUUAACAAUUCUCGAUGUUGCCUGAGUGUUUUUUGUUACCAUACUUUGCAGCUAACGAGUCAUUUAUAUACGGCGUACCUACCACCUGUUUGUAAGCUUCCCAGGCUUUCACCUGGAUUGGUUGAUACUGUAAACUUGACUGUACACACCCUAUUGAUAAACUAUUUAUAUUGCAUUGUGCAUUAUCGUGCGUGCCAAAUCUCAUGAGGGGAUAAUACUGUACCUGACGACUUGUUCUUAUUUUUGUGCUUUAUACAUUUACUCAUACGAUUCAGUUGUUUUGUUGGGUCACCAUUUUUUAGGGCUCUUUCUUAAAAAAAAACACUGAGAUACCAACUCAUGCAUGGCAAAUAUGAAAUCAUGCAUGCACGGCAGAAGCUCUGAAAACUCUUGUGUAUUCUUGAAGCACCUCGUAUACAGCUUUGAAUGACAAACCUCGAGAAACAGUCUUAAUUCUGCGUUGUACUGUACGACUCACACUGAUUUGUACAGUGGCCUAAUAUCUUGUAAUAAAGAUUAUGACAAAGUACUAUUUACUGUUUAGUGUUGAUUGUGGUUUAAAGGAAUUAUGUAAUCGAUGUUGCUUUUCUUUGUUUUUUAAACUGUUUUAAAACUGUAGCAAAAAACACAAAAAUAUAGUUUUGUAUCAGAAAGAUGAAGACACUAUAGCGAAUAGCUUGUCUGGCUUUUGGAUAAUGUUCCUUGUACAGUUUCCUAUGUUGUUAUUGGAUUGCCUAUAUGGCUGCCAAGGAAGGUCAAGUCAGCAUUUUCCACUGUGAGAAAGUAGCAUCCCAUUCUUUGGAAACAUCAGAUAUGGGAGGAGAGACAGAAAAAAUGGGAUAAAAGAUGAGCGAAUAAUCUCAUCAAGAAUUUUAAAUCCACACUCCUGAUGUUGUUAAAAGGAGAGUUGAGACACUCGGCUCGGACGGCUGCGCAACAGACCACGAUCUCAGAAAGUAUUGCAGCAUAGCAAAUGAUUCUGUGGGGAAAAAAUGUACGCCACUGCUUCCCAAUGCAAUAAAUGUCUGUUUGCAUCUAAAA
Sebastes umbrosus (honeycomb rockfish) is the source of this 2496-nucleotide messenger RNA. RefSeq lists its product as uncharacterized. Gene Ontology annotation, molecular function: protein kinase binding; calcium-dependent protein kinase inhibitor activity. Gene Ontology annotation, biological process: negative regulation of protein kinase activity. The record is from RefSeq and is a predicted model, not a curated record. Bases 483 to 722 code for a protein of 79 amino acids. The transcript is spliced from 2 exons. Lineage: Eukaryota; Metazoa; Chordata; Actinopteri; Perciformes; Sebastidae.